Molecule: messenger RNA, 390 nt
Organism: Striga asiatica
Lineage: Eukaryota; Viridiplantae; Streptophyta; Magnoliopsida; Lamiales; Orobanchaceae
Source: the annotation of a GenBank genome assembly
AUGGUGGUCACCGAGCCUCACUUGUGCGCACUGUUGGUGUCCUGGCUGCACUGUCAGUUCGCGUUGUUUGCGUGCGCCAUGGCGUUGCGAGUCGCGCUAUCUGCGUGCGCGGGGUUUCUGCGCUGUCAGCGCUGUGUAUGGGUAGCGCGCGGCGGUGCGUGCUCACCAGCUAUGGCACGUGGGGCUAAUGGCAGUGGUUUUGGGAAUGCCGGUGGAUGGAUCUUCCUCCAGUGGUCGUUGUCUCCAAGUUUUGUGGUCGUCCGAGGUGCCGCGGGGACAUAUAUUCGCCGGGAUGCGAAAACAAGACCUCGGGAUCUUAUGUUAUAUGACCGAUCACCUGAUCCGAUUCGUCAUGGUGGAGGACUCAUCAGAUUUCCCAAAGCCUCAUAA